Molecule: messenger RNA, 1262 nt
Organism: Sabethes cyaneus
Lineage: Eukaryota; Metazoa; Arthropoda; Insecta; Diptera; Culicidae
Exons: 4
Coding region: 399-1028 (209 amino acids)
Source: RefSeq, a predicted model, not a curated record
GGUCACACAUACAACUACAUCCAGAAGUCUCGUGCGCGAAGACGAUCGACGAAAACGACGAGACCGCAUACGGUAAAGUUAAGCGAAAAGCUCUCCGCUUUGCUAUCCACCUUGAGCACGGCUGCACCGCCGUGUCGGUGUCAGUCUCAGUUCAGUUCUACUCGACGAUCGUACGCAUCCUGCCGCGGUAGUGUUGUGUUGUAGCGUACCUUUCUAUGCUACGCGUGAGUGCCUGCAUCACCAAAAAAUUUACCUCACAACAGUAGCAAAUUUCGGAACGACCAAUUCCGGUGUACGCGAUUUCCGUGCGGUUUGGUAAACAGUGAUUUUGUCAGCAAACCAAGGCAGUGUGGCCUGUGUGCUCGACUGUGUAGGGGAGACUCAGGUCAACCGGGGCCAUGUCAGAGGCGGUCGUCAUGAAUCGGGUUUUUCGAUAUUUUAUGAAGUUUCAUGGCUACUUCAUUGCAUUCUGCACCAUCUUCUUCACGUCGGUGAUCAUCGUGACCUCAUUUAUGGGCCGCAGCAUACAAGAAGAACCGUUCAUUAUUGAGGAGGAAUAUGAACCAGUGCAAAGGUAUCCGGUGUUGAUACAGGUAGAAUCGAUGCUGUGGCUGUGUGCAUCUGUGAUAUUAGCCGUCGGAUUGUAUAAGGAAAACAAAACAUUUCUCAUCCCGUUUCUGGCUCUGUUCAUCAUCGACGGUGCGGUCGUCAUAGUGCAGGAGAUCGUGAACCUGUGCACCGGCCGGGAAUCCGAGCUGGCAAACAUCGAAACCCGUCAGCUGCUCGUGAUGAUAUUGGUCAACGUGUACGUGCUGGUCAGUCUAAUAGUUCUCUAUCGGAUGUUCGCCAAGGGACCGCUGCCCGCUUCGCAGAACAGUUUCGUUCGGUUCGAUAACGAGCGGGACAUCGAAAGUCAAACUCCAGCGGCCAGCGCACCGGGCCAGGUUCCAAACUACCAGAGUCAAGCCACCACCCCGCAACAGCUGACCACACAGCAGCUGCAGCAGCAGCAACAGAAUCUAAGCUAGUGUCGUUCGACUAGAUCGUAUUUAUAGACGGUAGGUAUGGUUUUUAGUCCGGUACACACCUGGUCCAGGUGUAAUCCGGCUAAGAGUUAGUGCAUAGUCAUUUCCCUAUCAUUAACUAUCGUUAUUAUUACAAUUAUUAUUAUUACUAUUAUUAGUAACAUAACACCGUUGUUGUGCGUAAGUGAUCUGUGAAUGAAUGUAUAUAAAUAUAUCAAGUGACAAUGAAAAAAAAGA